Messenger RNA from Lucilia sericata (common green bottle fly), 1464 nucleotides. RefSeq names its product alpha-(1,3)-fucosyltransferase C-like. Gene Ontology annotation, molecular function: alpha-(1->3)-fucosyltransferase activity. The record is from RefSeq and is a predicted model, not a curated record. Bases 28 to 1305 code for a protein of 425 amino acids. Gene Ontology annotation, cellular component: membrane. The transcript has 2 exons. NCBI's taxonomy places the organism in Eukaryota, Metazoa, Arthropoda, Insecta, Diptera, Calliphoridae.
CAAUUCAGUCGUCGAACACCUGUGCUAAUGUCAAGAACAGAAAGAGAAACUUUAGUCUUGCAUAAAAAUGAACCAAAAGAAUAUUAUCAAAAGAAUAAUGGCGCAAUAUUCCGAAAACAAUGUAAAAUCAAAACUGUAAUAUUCACUAUAACUUUAGUUGGUAACAUAAGUCUUAUAAUCUGGUUAUAUACCGAACAUACAGUACCGGAACUUAAUCAAUAUCGUUUAGUGAAAUCUUAUGAUCGACCAUUUACGAAAAAUGAAACAAAUAGAACCCAGUUUAUUCUACUGUGGAAUGCAUUCUUUGAAAAUAAACGUUGGUGGUUACCCAAUGACUUCAACGAUCCCACAUUUUUUCACAAAACAAUCAAUUGUCCGGUCUUCAAUUGUAUAGUAACCAAUCAGAGAGAUACAUUGCCUCAUGUGGACAUGUAUGACGCCAUUGUUUUUCAUACUGCUCGGCCUUUUACGGCUAACGAAACCAUACCCAAUUACAGGUCUUGGAGACAAUUAUAUGUUUUUGCUCUUAUGGAAUCUCCCUGUGAAACUAAACAUAAUUUAAAUGUUGAAAGUAAUUUUUACAAUUUAACCAUGACCUACCGCAUGGAUUCGGAUAUAUUAUGGCCUUACAAUUGGUUUUUCGAUAAGGAAACUGGUAUGCGUAUCAUACCAGCUGAAUAUCCUCGAUGGCGUUCGGUUCCUAAUCGGUAUAACGAUACAACUAUAUGGGAUUUGUGGCCGCACAAGACAAAAAUGGCUGCAUGGUUUGUAUCACACUGUGAAACGUUAUCGCGAAGAGAGAAACUAACUGAAGUAUUACAGAAAUAUAUGGAAGUUGAUGUGUUUGGAAAGUGUGGACCAAAGAGCUGUCAAACAGGAUCGACCGAAUGUGAUAGAAUUCUAGAUGAAAAUUAUAAAUUUUAUUUUUCUUUUGAAAACUCCCUUUGCACGGACUAUAUAACAGAAAAAGUGUAUAAUGUAAUGCGUCGAAAUAUUAUACCAGUAGUUUAUGGUGGAGCCAAUUAUGAACGUUUUCUUCCGCCACAUUCCUACAUCAAUGUCGAGGACUACGAGACUCCACAAGAUUUGGUAAAUUAUCUUAAGUACCUAGCGAAGAAUCCCAAAGAAUAUAUGCGAUAUUUUUGGUGGCGUCAAUAUUACGAAUUAAAAUCUCAUUCACCUUUUUGUGAUUUAUGUAAACGUUUGCAUCAACCGAAUUAUUUUGUAAAGACACAAACUUAUGAAAAUAUUAAAAAAUGGUGGAUGGACGGUAGUUGUCGUUCUAGGGCACGUUUAAAAUUUUGAAUUCCAAUAUACGAAUUGUUUAGUAAUUAAGAGAUUUCUGUUGUUGUAAAUAUUUGAUAUAAAACGUUACAAAACAUGUAUUGUUUAAUGUUCUCAUUAUUUUAUAGUUAAAAUUUUUUAAUUUAUUUUUGUAAUAAAAAAAUUACUUUUUGUUAAAAA